AUGAUAAUUAUAGCCAUUCCAAUCUGCAUUUUGGGAUUAGUUGGGAAUGUAUUAGUUUUCUACUUUCUUUCCUUUAAGGUCAAGAGGACAAGGUUCACUCUGUAUAUACUGAAUAUUACUAUUGGUGAUACUAUUGUUCUGGUUUAUCAAUAUAUAUAUUUCAUGCUAUUUUUGCAACCAAUUCAACUUACUGGACCCAUCUCACAUUUUAUAGAGAUAAUGUAUAUCCUUGGAGAAAAUUCGGGCUUCUAUGUAUUAACAGCUGUUUGUCUUGAAAGGUGUUUCUCAGUCUUUCCCCCUAUCCUCUGUCAAUUUCACCGUCCAAAGCAUCUUGCAAUUUAUAUUUGUUUUGCAUUGUGGACCUUCUCUGGCCUGGUAUCCAUCAUUGAAUAUUACGCAUGCAGACCAAGAUUCUAUGCAUAUCUGGAUGAAGAUAGUCACCACUGCUAUAUUCAAACUAUAUUCAAAAUUGUCACCGGGUACUUCAUUUUAAUUCCCCUCAUGGUCUUUUCCACUCUGGCCAUUUUUAUCAGAAUGCUACAAAAAAGAAACGAAAGGACUCCUGCAGUGUUUGAUUUUACCAUCAUAGGUGUAGUUAUUUUUUUUCUUAUAUUUCAAGCUUCGAUUAGACUUCUCUUUACUCUAGAGUACUGGUAUGAUUCAAUAGGUUUACCUCUCUUUUCAUUAUCUGUCUUAUUUGAUACCAUCUCAAGCAGCAUCAACCCUUUUUUAUAUUUUUUCAUGGGAUAUUUCACUUACAGAAAACGUUAUCCACUUGAAGUUUUUCUUCAGGCUGCUAUGCGGGAUGAAAGCAGCACAUUAAUUAGCACGGAAAAUAACAGAGUAAAUAACACGGUAGAUAGCACGGUAAAUAACAUGGUAGUUAACACGGUAGAUAGCACGGUAAAUAACAUGGUAGUUAACACGGUAGAUAGCACGGUAAAUAACAGGGUAGAUAACAUGGUAGAUAGCUCGGUAAAUAACAUGGUAAUUAGCACAGAAAAUAACACGGUAUUUAGCACGGAAAAUAACAUGGUAAUUAGCACAGAAAAUAACACGGUAUUUAGCACAGAAAAUAACAUGGUAAUUAGCACAGAAAAUAACAUGGUAUUUAGCACGGAAAAUAACACAGUAAUUAGCACAUAA
Anolis sagrei ordinatus is the source of this 1146-nucleotide messenger RNA. RefSeq names its product proto-oncogene Mas-like. Gene Ontology annotation, biological process: G protein-coupled receptor signaling pathway. NCBI's taxonomy places the organism in Eukaryota, Metazoa, Chordata, Lepidosauria, Squamata, Anolidae. Gene Ontology annotation, cellular component: membrane. The record is from RefSeq and is a predicted model, not a curated record. Gene Ontology annotation, molecular function: G protein-coupled receptor activity.